CACAUCUCUUCUCGUCAUCAACUUUCCCAUGAAAAAAGAUCGUAGACAAUCUUCUUGCGCCCACACUUACAGCGUCAGUCCAGAGAUCACAAUCGUUCCCACCAGGCGACAGAAAAGUCUGCGGGUCAAUAUCCUCUAACCGCUUGGCUGCCACUGAUCCAGUGGUUCGACAAACAUGGCAACCGAGGUUGUGCUAGAGACGUCGAUGGGCCCCAUCACCGUCGAACUCUACAACGACCACGCUCCCAAGACAUGCAAAAACUUUGCAACAUUAGUCCAAAGAAACUACUACAACGGCGUCAUAUUCCACCGCAUCAUCCCGGACUUCAUGAUCCAAACAGGCGACCCAACAGGCACAGGGCGCGGAGGGACAAGUAUUUACGGCGAUAAAUUCGAAGAUGAGAUCCAUGCCUCGUUGAAACAUACCGGAGCCGGCAUCCUCAGUAUGGCCAACAGCGGCAAGGAUACCAACGGAAGUCAAUUCUUCAUCACUUUGGCCCCGACGCCUUGGUUGGAUGGAAAACACACUAUUUUCGGCCGUGUCAAAUCGGGACUCAAGUUAGUUCAGAGAUUGGGUUUGGUCAAGACGAAUAGUGACGACAGGCCGUUGGAUGAGGUUAAAAUCAUAAGAGCCAAGGUUGUGGAUGCGACGCAAGAUGGGUUGAAUGAGUGAGCGAGGUAAGGCUCUGGGGGAGACAUUUACUGCAAACGGAUGGACCUCCAAUUUUGAGACUCGAAGCUUGUUCGGUUCGUUUCGUGGAGAGUCCUAUCAAAUGCAGUUGAGACAGCAGGUCACAUGCCAUGUACUCCUAUGGCUAUUCAUACGGUGUCGUCGACCGUUUGUUCAGAGGCCAGUCGAUUUCUACGAACCAGGAAUCCUGACCACCAAUCGCCCUUGGACGGCAUUACCCCGACCAAAGGCCUCACUAGACCUGGACCUGUAACACAACGCUCCGUGUGGUAUCCCGCCACAUAUAUCCUGAUUCACCCGCACAUCUUGCGCCAGAACACAGAACCGUCAAGAAAUGACCUCAUCCCGCCACAUGUCACUCAUGGCAUGGCCGACUUUUGGUUAGAUGGUAGUUAACACUACCUGGCCACAGCCAACCAACCAGGCUCAACCACUUCUAUUUUCGGGAGAAUACCCCUACUCAAGGGGCAGGGGAAGGGGGAAAAGGCAUUUUAGCCUCGGUCCAGUCCGUUCCUCCCGUCACAUGUCUAUUUGUUGUCGGUAACGUCAUCUCCGCGGAAGACCUUGUUUUCUCAGACAUGGGAUCAACAACGUUGCUUUCCUGUGGGACAUGUGAUCCACAUGAACACCCCAACCAGAAUGCGAGAGACAGAGAGAGAGAGAGACAGCCCUUGUCAGGAACUACCAUGUCCUUGGUAACCCGGCCGACUGGGUCUGCACGUGGAGAACAAAAAUUGGGUUGUGUUCCUGGAUCUAAAUCCUAUUUUAUCGUCGUUUGAUGGUUUCGAGGUGGUUGGUCUGCGUAUCUGGUUUGAUGCUCUAGGUCUAUCAGCGCUAUGACCUUACAUGGCAACGAAUGUGAAAGCACGAGUCCGUGGGUAGACUUGUCCUUGUCAACAGACAAGUUGCGACCGUCGUCGCUUCUUUGCAUGUUGCGCAGUCUGGCCCUCUUUACUGGAAAAUGUCAUAACUCAAGUGAUUGGCAAAGACAGUGAUUAUGUAUAGCUAAUACGAUGAGAUCUGGUAUCAAACGCACAUCGAACUAUGCAAGGCCCCCCUUGUGACUAUCUAUCGGUUUCUGCUACCAUGAGAUCUUGGUGACAGCUAUGGAAAAGAU
Molecule: messenger RNA, 1808 nt
Organism: Exophiala mesophila
Lineage: Eukaryota; Fungi; Ascomycota; Eurotiomycetes; Chaetothyriales; Herpotrichiellaceae
Product: peptidyl-prolyl cis-trans isomerase-like 1
Exons: 2
Coding region: 176-673 (165 amino acids)
Biological process (GO): protein peptidyl-prolyl isomerization; protein folding
Cellular component (GO): catalytic step 2 spliceosome
Molecular function (GO): peptidyl-prolyl cis-trans isomerase activity
Source: RefSeq, a predicted model, not a curated record